AUGUCUCGGUCCAACGGAACUGCGGCGACGCCGUACGGAUACGGCUCCAUGAAGCUGAUCAUCCCCGACGACGGCCCCUGCCAUCCCAUCGUGGGUGGCUCAUACCAGCAGCAGCGCGAGCAUCAGAUUGAUGUCGCGACUAAGAUCGUCACCGGUCCGCAUGGUUGCGUAUCAGAACUCUCCAAGGACUGUUGGCCUGAGCCCGCCUUUCCUGAGCCCGCCUUCUGGAGACGUAACAACCAGCACGAAGUCAGCAGCGAGGCUUCUGCUGCAGACACUCAGUCCUCGGCCGUCAACUCGUCGAUCAAUUCACCCAGUCCAGAGUCCUCGGAGAUUCAUGGACAAGCCCCGAUGUUGAUCCAGUCUCUGCGUAUUUUCCCUAUUGGAAGAGAAAUCAUCUCGACUCUUUGGUCGAUUGACACCCCCGCCAUCGGAAACUUGGCAAUUGCGUCAAAGGGAACUUCUGGUGCCGUCGCGUUCUACAUUUCGCGUUUCCACCUGCCUUCGGGAGACUUCCAGGAUUGCGACCGGCUUCCCGGCGCGCUCGAUGGCAUGGCACCCGAGCGGAAGGCGACUAUCGGAAUUGGCAGCCACCUCCUCAUCACAGGAAAGGAUAAGUAUCCAUCGGCGACGGCUAUCAAGGGCGUCCACGAGAUCUGGGCUUCCGCUGCUCUUCGCGAUAAGAUGUGGGACUUUACUCAAUCGCACAAGAAUCAACCCGCGAUGUACUUCAAGCUCUUCCCGUACCUCAUGUCCGAGCAUUUUUUGCUGCUUCGAGAGGGUAAGCUCGAAGAGAAGUUCGACGCUUACGACGUGCCCACCGACGAGAGAAACAUCAGCUACCGUCAUUUGCGCGAGAUGGGCUACAACAUCCCGAUGUUACGCGCGCUCUCGCAGUACGGAGGAAACCUCACGCACAUGAGACUCCAUGAGGUUCCGAUGCUUGACAUCAGACUCGUCAAUCUGAUCUUGUCGAUUUGCCCGAGUCUGGAGGCGCUGAGCUUGUUCGAGUGCGAUCUUCUGCACUUCAACUCAAUCAUCCCCCUUCUCAACGCCGUCCACUGGGCUUCGAAGAAGAUGAAGAAGACGCCGGUUCUCAUCGACUUUUUCCCACGCACAUACUUCGGGCUAAAGGGAUAUGGUCAAGGAACGCACAUCAUCUCCUGGGAUGGUCUUGACGUUGGGACGCUUGGCCCCUCGGUCUUCACGACCGUCUUGGUGGCAGUUCUGAAGGCCCUGCCGAUGGGGAUUGACCUGCUUGGCCAGGGCAAGCUAUUCCGAAAGUUUCUCGACUUGGUUCCCAUGAAGCCAGGAGCCAGCACGGUGUUCUGUCACCACUUGUUUUCCUACCUCGACUCGCUCGCCGAUCGAUCAAUCCCGGAGGAAGUCCGAGACGCUUUGGAGAACCAGGUGCUCCUGUCCGUUUACCAGGGCACGGAAAAAGUGUUCAAAUGCCGCGAUCGUGACGAAGCUUUCCAGAGCUUCGAUUGCUGCCGUUGCGGUUCGACCAUGAUCAGAGGUCUUUUUGACAAGACGCAGGCAGCACGUCCCGACGACCAGCGUGUUUGCCGAGUCUGUGUAUUAGACUACGAGUUGGAGGGCCAGGAGCACCAUCGCCUCCAGAAAAAGCGCGGCCUCCUCGACGGUUUCCUUCGCAUCAAGGAGGAGGUUGCUGUCGAGAACAUGGUCUCUUCGAGCGAUAUCCCGACCCUCGAGGAGGACCUGGCCAUCAUCAAGGCUCCGAUCAUGGAGAACAGGUUCAUCUCGGGUCCGGCUCCCGACUCGGCUCACAGACACGCCGCAUGGCUAGAGAGAUUCAAUCUGCCUGACGUGGCGGAUUUGACUGACGAAAACCGGGACAUCGACGUUCUUUGUGUCGCUCUCAAUGCAGCACUUCUUGAUGUGCACACCAAGAUGUCUGAAUUGGACGGUAUCGAUCUGGACCAUCCUAUGCACAGACGUCGGGCUCACACCCGAGGCAAGUACUUCCGGCAGACUUGGGAGUCUACCAUCUGGAGAGAGGUGACCAAGGAGAGAGAGGUCAACGGCGGUGUGAAGCCAGCUGGAUUCUGGUAA
Colletotrichum karsti is the source of this 2076-nucleotide messenger RNA. RefSeq lists its product as uncharacterized. NCBI's taxonomy places the organism in Eukaryota, Fungi, Ascomycota, Sordariomycetes, Glomerellales, Glomerellaceae. The transcript has 3 exons. The coding region runs from base 1 to 2076 and encodes 691 amino acids. The record is from RefSeq and is a predicted model, not a curated record.